GUCGCCAUUUUGAGAAGUGCUCGUUCCCGCCUGACAUGAUUAAUAUCAUAUAUAUAUUGGUUAUUCAAUGAUCUGACGAUUAAUUAUUGCAAAACCCAAACCAUAGAAUCAUAUUUAACUUAUUGCAUUUGAUGUCAUGAAUCCUUCAACAUGAAAAACUGGAAAUGAACCAAGAAACCCGUGGAGUCUAUUUGAUAUUGAAGAAGUUUCUCCGUGUUUACAUUUGAUAAAAUAAAUCACAGUCUUCUCUAAAGAUAACAAGAUGUUUUGGAAGUUUAAUCUUAUCACAACUUCAAAAAUUGAUACCUUGCUUGGGAAGGAGGAUGUCACUCUCCAAGAAUUAAUGGAUGAAAAUGAUAUACUACAGGAAUGUAAGGCACAGAAUAAAAAGCUCAUAGAUUUCAUUAUAACACCAGAAAACAUGGAUUGCAUGGUUAAAAUGAUAACCGUAGAGCCAGAGGAUGAAGAAGAUGAGAAAUGUAAAUACAGAUUUCCAAACACAGCAUGUGAGCUGUUGACCUCUGACGUCCAGCAGAUUACAGAUGCUUUAGCUGGAACAGAAGAAUUAGUUAUCAAAUUGUAUAGCUUUUUAGAGGGAGAAAAACCUCUCAACCCAUUGUUAGCUAGUUUCUUCAGUAAAGUUAUGGGAUUACUGAUCACUAGGAAAAGUGAAAUGAUUUUUGAAUUUUUAAAGUCACGAGAAGAUUUUAUAGGGCAACUUCUGCACCAUAUUGGUACUUCAGCAAUAAUGGACUUGUUAUUACGGUUGUUGACUUGUAUAGAAUGGAUUGAGCUUAAAAGAGCCGUUGUUGAGUGGUUAAAUGAGAAACAGAUAGUAGAACGACUUGUUGACUGCCUUGUAUCUGCAGAGGAUGAAGAGGUACAUUGUAACAGUGCACAAUCAUUAUGUGAUAUUGUGAGGUUAGGUCGUGAGCAACUGAAUCAAGAAAAUCCACUCCUGUCCACAGUAGAACAGGAGGAAACUGUAGCUAAAUUAUUAACUAAUAUGUUAGGACAAGACAAGAAUGAAUCUGUUAUAGUUAAUGGUCUCUCUGUGAUACAAACACUGUUAGAAUUUAGGAAACAAAGCCCUGAAGGUUCACAAGAGCACAUUGCUUCCAUAGACACAGAUCGUUUAGCACAAGGUGUUAGCAAUGUUUUAUUAGCAGUCACUCCUAGGUUAAAAGAUUUUCAUAAUUUAUUGGUGGAACCUCCUCAGCAACGGUUCACUUCAAUGCCAACAACUAUAGGCACAUUAGAACCUCCUCUAGGAAACACACGUUUACAGAUUGCCAGAUUAGUUUCAGCUUUAGUUUUAACCAAUACACAUUCUGUCAACAUAGAAUUAGCAAAUUUAGGGACCAUUGGUGUUUUAUUUGAUUUAUUUUUUCAGUAUGUUUGGAAUAAUUUUGUACAUGUACAUGUAACACAGUGUGUAAAUACAAUACUCUAUAAUUCUCCUGUUGAAGUUGAUGGUAAAAAAGAGCACCCUUUAUUAGCACAAUUAUUUGCAGAAUUUAAUAUAUUACAAAAAAUAAUAGAUGUUUGGGAAGAAAAUGAUCAGCAACAAAGUCGGGAUAAGGGUAGAAGACGAGGCUACAUGGGUCAUCUGACUAAAAUAGCCAAUGAAAUUGUUGCUGUUGUAGAAAAGGGGGAAAAUUCUGAACUAGUUAAAGAAUAUAUAAGUGAAACUCCAGAAGAAUAUAAAGAAAAAUGGGAAUCAUUUGUAACAGGUGCUCUAUCAGAUAUAAACAAAAGGAAUGCAGUAGAAUUGAUAAGUGGUCACAAUUUAGCAUCCAGUAGCGAGGAUGAUGAUGCUGACUUCCGUGACCUUCCAUUCCCAGCUGACGCAGCAUUACAACAGGCAUUCUCAGAACAUCAACUACAACAAAUGACUAGUAAUUUUAUAGAUACAUUUGGUUUUAAUGAUGAAGAAUUUGUGGAACAAGAUGAUAAAAUAGAUUCCUCUUUUAAUGAACGAAUAUCAAGUAUAGAUUUCAACAUACAGGCUAGCGAUACAGAUGCAUUUGAAGACGUAAUGGGUAAAUUUGAAGAAAACGAACAGAGCGUAUCAAUGUUUGAACAAGCAUGCAAUGAACGUAUACAACAGUUUGACGAUAACGACAGUGAUGAGGAUAUCUGGGAGGAGAAAGAGAUCACGUUUUCACCGCAGGCUCAACAACAACAGCAACCUAAAAGGUCAGGAAGAAUGGCGGAGACAGUCGAGGAUGAUUCUAGUGAUACAAGUACUGACAGUGAGGAAGAGCUGGACUCUCCUCGUAAAAUUGUACAGCAACCUACCAGUGAAAAUAUGGAUGUUGAUGCUAAUGAUGCAUGGACAGCCAACUUUGAGGAUGCUCCGAUGGAGGCUACUCCUGUUGCUAUGGAUACCUCACCUUGGAGUUCAACUCAAACAUCAUCAGCUGACAGCCAACAAGAAAAGUGGGCAGAUUUUACAGGGAAAGUGCCAACUAACGAGGAAGAAGAAGAAAAAUGGGCAGAUUUUAGCAGUAUUUCAGAAUUAGCCAGGACAGAUCCUGGGCCUCGAAGUAGUUCACCUGUUGCUAUGGAUACAACAGAUGUGACAGAAGCAAAUUCAAGAACAGCUGCUUACUUGGCUAAGACCUCUCCUGCUGACCUUCUGUUGACCUCUAUAGACGGUGUCGAGGGAGACAAAUCAUCAGAUGACAUACAACAGGAAGAAGUAUCCUCUUCAGAGGACGUUAGUCCGUCAACAUCUGAAGAAAGUGCCAUAUCAUCCGAUACUACUCCCUCAUCCUCUCAGGAAUCACAGGAUAGCAACCCCAAAUCAGGUAGUGAAGCUGAGGAGCCAUCAAGUUCUACAGCACUUCCUGAACCGACCUCAGAAACAACAGAAAAAUCAACAGAGGAAAUAUCUAGUUCAUGUAAUCCAGACAGCAAAAAUGAUAGCUUUUUAGCAUCAUCAGGAUUAAUAAAGUCAGAAAAAGUUAUAGAUGUUAGUGUUCAACAUGUAGUUGAAGUAGAGGUUAAUGGUCCAUCAACUGAGUCUACCAAACUGUCUCUUGAAGAUUGUAGUUCUGAUACCAAAGAAGAAAAGACUGAUAGUGUAAUUAAUCCUGUAGCAAACGGGCCUGUAUGAGGAUACGUUUUGGUGUAAUCGUUGUCUGUGAUUAACUUAAGCCUUAAAACUGACAGGAAUCUGCAGUAUUUUACAUCAUUAAAAGGUGGUGCUGAAACGUCCAUCGCCAAAAUAAAACUUGCUAACGAUGGUGAGAAUCUGUGAUGAGAUAACCCUGGGACCUGCCAUGACGCCAGCCAAUCAUUACUAUCAAUUUUAUAUAUUUAUUCUGACUAAUGAGUACUAAUGAUGGGUUGUUGUCAAUCUGCAUGGAGAAAUUUUAAAUAGUUCACGUCAUUUUUUAUAUGCAAGUUGAAUGCUCCACUGAGAGAAUUGUUUUUCUCUCUUGUGUAGUUGAAUAUUUUGUUGUUUUAAGCUGCAAAUUAGGUUACUGUUAUUCCAGUUUUACUGUUGUUUAGAUUGAAAUGAGGUCACACGACUUAAUUUGCAGUACAAUCUUGUUAUAAGUACUUGGUCCUUUUUGCAGGGGUAAUUUUACUUUGUAAUAAAAAAAAAGUAUUAAAAUGUGAAAUUGUCCUGUCAUUAACAUUUUAAUAAUAAAAUGUCCCAAAAAUUAAAAAAAUAUUUAUGCAGUACUUAAUUGAAAGUGGAGUACCCCUGCUAGGAUAAUCAUGUACUCAUAAAAGUCUUUGUUCAUACUAGAAACAUAGUUGUACAGCAAUAAAUUUAAAAUUCUAGUAAAUGACUGAUUUAACUAGAGUAAAUUUUGUUUUUAGUCUGACUUUUGAUUGAGUAAACUACACUACAUAUUAACAGCUAUCACUGUUUUAAAAAUGUUUGUCAAAAUUUGAAGGAAUUGAGGGCUUAUGAGCAAAUAGGUAAAUGGAUGAAUUUUUUCCUACUGUUAGGAUAUAACAAGUCUUAAAAUGAAUUUAGGGAUCAUUGUUUUGAAAAUAAUAAGUUUGAUGAUUUUUAAGAUAUCACAUGCAUGGUUUAGGGUAAGAUAGGAAGAUAAAACAAUGGAUUUUAAUAGGAGAAAAAAUGUUUCAAUAUUUUUUUUCUGUAUAAAGAAAUCUCAUUUGCAAGAUGUUCUUGAAUUUUCUAUUUUUUGAGGUGGUACAUAACACUACAGGGAGAUAACUCUGUAAAAGUCAGCUCAACAUUUUAAUCAUGUUCUAUUUUUAAGGAAAUAUUAAGCUUCUCAAUGAUCAAAAUUAGUGUUUGUCAAACUGCUAUAUAUCCAAUGAAAUUUUUCCAAUAAAGUGUGUGGUUCAAGUUUUUUGAAAUUUUGAUAUUUUUGUCAAAGGGUCAAAGUAAAUAUUUUGUCAAAAUUUUAUGAAAAUUAAACGAGUCAAAUUAAUUUAAGUCAAGGUGUUUGGUACCACCUUAAAGCUGCUAGUCUGUAGAAUAGAUUAUUUUUUUACUGAUGAAUACAUGUAUGACAUAUACAGCUAAAAUCAAAAUUGUUAGCUCAAUGUUUUGUAAGUGGACAAAAUGUGAUUUUCUCAAAUGUUGUUAUCAAAAUGUAUAUCAUAGUUGCCAACUUGUGGACUUAAUAUGAUAGGGUCAUGACAUUCAAAUGUGUUGUGUUAUGUUGAACAUGUUAUUUUGGUUGUUGACAGUUUUCAGGCUAUUUCAAAGUAGUGAUAUAUCUUCCUUUAUAAUUAUGUUCAAACAAUAAUUUCUUAUGUUUUUUUUUUAAUGGUAGUCAUUGGUAGAAAUGUCAGUUGAUAUCGAAUUUGGUGUAAAGGAAAAAGGGUUAGUUAAAUAUUAUGCCAUGAAAAUAAUUGAUACUAAGAAAUUAAUGUUUCUAAACUUGGUUUUCCUGAAUGGUUUUACACUAGUAAUUUUUUGGGGCCCUUUGUAGCUUGCUGUUCGGUGUGAGCCAAGGCUCCGUGUUGAAGACCGUACUGUGACCUAUAAUGGUUUACUUUUAUAAAUUUUGACUUGGAUGGAGAGUUGUCUCAUUAGCACUCAUACCACAUCUUCUUAUAUCUAUUGAGUGAAAACAUUUUGGUUUCACUGUUGUUUGUUUGUUAGGGGUGUUUUUGUUUGUUUGUUAGGGGUGUGAUCCUUUGAUGGAAUAGUGUAUUGGCAACUGUCAUAACUUAAAAACAGUUUAUAAAUUUGUCUAGUUUGUAGUUCAUUUUGAAAAAAAAAACAUAGAAAAAAUUUGGAUCCAUAAGGAUUCACAUUUAACUGUUUCAGUAGUUGCUGACAUCUAAAUGUUUGUUUUUUUUUCAUAUCUGAAAUUUAACACAAAACAAGAGAUUGAUAUCGCUGUUAAGUUGUAUUUUCUUUGAUAAUUUUUUUCAAACUCUAGGGAAAUUGAAAAAAAAAUGUUUACCUUCCAAAUAAAGAAUGAUUCUUUGAUAUGGAUUAAGACCCCCAAUGGUCUCUUGUGAUUUUGCAGCAAUGGAAAUCUAUUGAAAUAAAAAAAAAAAGUAGGUUAAACUUCAUUGGGUUUCAACAUUGCUCAGAAAGUGAUAUUUAAUUUUUUUCAAUUGACAGCUUUUUACUUUAGUUAUAAACAUAAUAUAGAAGUUAACAGUUUUGUUGAAAUUGUGUUAGUUUUGUUGAUUUUGAAGUGUGGAUGAUAUUUUCUUAUUUAUUAGACCAUUUUUUUGUUGAGAAAGUUUGUGUGAAAUAUGAACAAGAAUGGACAUUGGCAUGAAAGUGUUUAUACCCCAUUUAAAUCAAUUUAUGUAAACAGGGACAAUUCAUCAAUGUAUUACAAAAUGCAGACAUUUACCCCUAUGAUUUUUUGCAGGAAUGAAUCAUAUAUAUUUGUAUGUCUAUAAUCCACUACAUGACUUGCAUAAUAAGAUAAUUCACAACAGACAAUAUUUGAAUCAGAAUACUAUGUUCAAUUUAAAGGUUGAAAAAAUUGGAUUUCAAGGUAAUUACACUGGUUGAUGGAAAGAACAAGGGCUUGGAUAAAAAAUAUAUAUAAUCAGAUGUUAUCAAAGGGAGAUAAUUAUUUUCAGAAACACAUUAUCCCCCUUUGAUCAAAAGGAAAAUUACUUGGAAAAAAUGAUUGAUUUCUGGCUUUUGUAAAUCUUAGUAUAUUAUAUAGAAAGUAAUUUGCAUUUGAAUUAGAUAUUUAAUUUAAUUUUGUACAGUCAAGGAAUAAAACUUAAUGAGAAGCAAUUACUCUUCAUUAAAUCAUUUAAGCCUGAAUGCAUUUAAAUACUUCAUAUCUGGUAAUUUAGAACAUGCUGUGUCUAAAUCUUUUGACUUAAUUUAUUUAAGGGAAGUAACUUUUGCCAGUCAAUAAAUGUGAUUUAAAAAUGUCUAAGUGACACAGAAUAGAACCUUUUGGAGCAAGCAACAUCUACUUUUUGGCUAUUAGUUAUUAUAUGUGAAUCCUUCUUUGUCAAUAUUAUUGAAAUUUGUGGAUAUUUUUUUCAGUAAGAUAAAAAUUAAAUGAUGGGAUAAAUAGUUAUGAUAUAAAUUUUGUGUAUUCUCAGGCAUUUUUGAAAAUGUAGACAAUUAUAAAACAACAACUAAAAUUGUGAUUAGUUUUAUAAAGCGACUCUUUUCACAAAAAUGAAAAUCCUGUUUAUUCCAAAGUAUUUCAGUGUAAAUAACAAACUGUUUUAAUCUUAAGAUUUUUGUGAAAAGAGCUGCAAUUAAAAACAUUCAGGUAUUGUAAUGUCUUGCCUGUGUAUAUUUGUCAGCAAAUUUUAAGGAUAUUAUCAGUAUUAUAUCUCGGAGGUAUACCGUUUCUAUAGCAACACUCAUUCUCACUUGAUACUAGUCCGGAAAUCAUUCCUGUAGGAGAACCGGUGAAUUGUUAUUUCACAACAUUUCUUAAUUGUUUGUGCUGUUUUUGUCAAAUAUUUGCAGCAAAAAUGAUACAAUCAUUAAAAAAAAUCAUUUGGUAAUUUAUUUCGGAGUUUACUGGACGUAUUAUGCUUUGAACAGUUUUCUUGAACAGUUUUCAUGAAGCUUUGGUGAAUUUUUAUAUCUAUUGAUGUGAGCUCCCUUUCCAUUUUCAUAGUUUCUGAGUUAUGGGGUUUUAUUCAUUAAAAAAGGGAGAUUUUCCCGUUUUCGGACAAUUACUCAAAAAUGCCUUGAGCAGUUUUCAUGAGACUUUGGUGAAUUGUUUAUGUCUAUUGAUGUGACCUCCCUUUCGAAUUCAAUAAAUUUUAGAUUUUACGUUUCCGAGUUGUGGGGGUUUUAUUCAUUAAAAAAGGGGGAUUUUCCAGUUUUUCGGACAAUUACUCAAAAAUGCCUUGAGCAGUUUCAUGAAACUUUGGUGACUGGUUUAUAUCUAUUGAAAAAGCGACGGGCUUAUCAUGCGCUCAUGGCGCAGCUCUUUAUUAAUUCAGUUAUGAUCUUUUAAAGAGAUCUUUGCACCCAAAAAAACUGUAAACUAAUGCAGAGUUACCUAAAUCAACCUUUCUACUGAAAGAAUUUCUAUUUAAAAUGCUAGCAGUAAUUAAAAAUGCAUUUUAAACAAUUGAAAUCAGAAUUGACCUGAAAUUGAACUUUUGAUGUAAUGUUAUAUUUACCUUUUAUGAAAUGCCUAGCUCAGUCUGAUGGAUAAUGAAUUGAAACAAUUAGUUCAUUUUUCCCAGAAUGCAACUUAUUUCUUCCAUACAACUGUUUCUUGCAAAAAGAAAAGAGAGAGAAAAAAACCCAUGUGAAAAGAACUUGAGGCUGAAUAUUUUAUUGAGAUGAAAUAGGUGUUCAUUCAGAUUAAAUAGAAGUUGAGUUUAUAUUAUCAAAAGUACUACUAUAGUUUACAGUAUAAAUACACCUAUGCAUUAAUGGUUGAACCAAUUUUGCUGCAAUGUUUGUCCAUAAGAAUCAAAAUAACAGACACCCACCCCAUUAUUAACCAGAAUGUCAUUAAUUUUUAUAAUUCUCUCAAAUUUAGCAAGUGUCAAGAUGCAUUUUGUAGAAUAGAAAUCUAUCCCCCCAAAAAAUCGAUGCAACUACAUAAUACAAUACCUUCUUUGGUAUAGGUACCUUGUGGGCUAUUUCAAAAACAAAUCGUCUCAUAUGGGUUGUAAUAUUCCUAAAGUCAAAAAUGUUUUGAUUGUUUAUUUCAAAAUAGAAUUUACAAAUUUUUCAAAUGAAUUUUUCAGAUAAAAAAAAAAUGUGUGAGAAAAAACUUUUUACAAACCCUGAAAUCCUUUUACAAUUCCUACAACCAUAAACCAACCCUCUUAUGAUUCUUACAACCCCAAAACGUCUUACAAUUGUUUUCUGGAAUAACCCUGAAGUUUGAUUGAUUGAUUAAUUGAUUGCAGUUUAGAACCACAUCUGGAUGCUAAUUCCAAACUUAAUCUUGACUGGAAAUGUAGUUUGAGAUUUGAUGAUUAUUUUUUACAUUGUAUUAACAUUGUUAAAAUAAGGAGAUAUAAGAUAAUUUUGACCAUAAGAAACUACAGGUAAAGUAACUGACCAUGUGUUUUGUGUAUAUUAUUAAAUUAUCUCCCUCAAAAAUUCAUCAGAGCCUAAGGAAGAAAGAUGUUGUACAAAACAUUUGGAGGUAACUAACUUCUAUCUAUUACAGAACCUUUGGGCAAUUCUAAUCUGCUGAGUUGGAGCUUAAAAAAACAUGGUAUAUUAUCCCAUCUUUAAAAUGUUGAAAAAAAUAGUCACAAACUAAUAUUCAUUCUUUUAAAUGUUUUGACUGAAUAUUUCUACUGCACAUAUUAUUUAGAAUGUUGUUUUAAUGGUAUAACGCUCCCUGGAGGUAUUUUCUUGAAAAGCUCAGAUUAUUUUAUGGUCAUGUUGUUUUAUUUGCAUACUAAGUGGCAAGAGUGAAAAAUGUGAACACGUAUUGAGUUGCUGGUUGCAUCACAUUGUGAAAUUGUGUUUAUAUUUGAUAUUUUAUAGUGCUAUGAAGAGAAUUAAUUGUAUAUAUUUAUGAAUGAGAAUAUAUAUGUAGAAAACACAAAUAUCAGACCACAUAAAGAAAGAAUUUAAUGUCCUGAUUCUCUGCUGUUCUGUUAUUAGGAAAUUCUGGUUUUGUCCUACAAAUAUUACAUGGACCAUAUUAGUUUUUGGUCAUGCCAUUUAUAGUUAUUUUUGAAAGAAUUGGGAAAAAUUUCUAUAAAGAUAAUGAUCCAAUCUUCAGUUUUCUGUGUAGUGUUUUAUGAUGUUUGUCUUAUAUCUUGGUCAAGUGUUUUCAGUUUUUAUUCAUUAUGUGAUAUUUGAUUCUGCUUCGAUUAAAUAAACUAAAACAUGAUUUUAAUGUGUGAGAGAAGCCUUUAAAAAGGUGACCUAUGGUUAGGGACAUAACAUUUUAAAAUCAUUGGUACGUUUGUGAUGGUAAUUUUCAUAAAUAUAUUCUAAGCUUCUAAAUAACACAGAUUAUUUUCAUUCUGUAUCAUAUUAAAGCUUAAAAACCAUUGAUGAAACUUAAUUUCUGCAAACUCAUUACUGAUUUACCUCAAAUCAUAAAUUUUGCUUCAGCAAAUGCUUUGUCCAUUCUAAAAUGUUUUCUUACAAAUGACACUACAACAAAGUGUAUCUUCAUAUAUCAGUCUUGUCAUGAUUAGAGUGUGUGAACUAAUGAACGAUGAAUUAAGUUAUUUGAUUUAGAUUUCUUUAUGUGGUCUGUUGUAUAUAUAUUAUUGACCAGGCAGGGUAUUACACAACAAAACGUUGUACAUUUCUUCAACCCAAUCAUAUUUUUAUGUAUUUUUAUAAUGACAACAGGUGUUCAUUGUGUUCGGAAUGCCAUAUGCCAAACAUUAUAGAAACGUUAUAUUCUGUUAAAGCAUUGAUAUUCACGUGAUGCACAAAUCCUCACCACUGCUUCAAAAGUGGCCAACAUUUUUCUUUGUUUACUUUUCUCUUUCUUUGUUUUUUAAAAAGCCUUCAAAGUCUGUCUCAUUUUCUUGGACUUUCAAAGUCCAUUUGCUUCAGUUUUUGUAAAUAAAUAUUUUACUGAGAUGUAUUAGUCAGACUCCCUCACUUUAAUAGCAGAAUUACACAAAUUAAACAAUUAUCUCCCUUUGGUUCAUAGUGUUAAAGGGAGACAAUUGUUUCCUCUGUAAUUUUGUUAAUGGGAUAUACAAUUGGAAAAUAUUUCUCGUUGGUUUAUUAAUAUAAAAAAAGAAUAUCCUUUGAAAAGGAGGCAAAAUGUUUGUUAAAUUAUUUAUCUUUGCUGGGAAAUAUAUUCAGGUAAAAAGUAUAUCACAAAAAGGUACCUCAGAGAAUCUGUUUGUAUAAAAAAUAUAUGCAAAUUACGAAACUGCUUUUAGAGAUAAUCAAAUUUCAAAUAAAAAACAAAUAAUUGUUAAUUUUGUUAAUUUUUCUAUUUCAAAGAAUGAUUUGAUUAGUUGUUGAAAUAAUAAAAAUGUAAAUGUUAAUACUAAUUAAAAUUUAAGGAGAAGAUUUUCAUCUUAUCUGUGAAAAACAGUUCCUCCCACCAAAGAAAAAAAUUGUGUAUUUUGUGAAUGACAUAAUGAUAAUUGUUUAUUAACGAGUAUUGUGAAAAUUUCUUGUUAAAUAAAAACCAUGCAUUUUAUAUAAAAAAAACACUUUAAAAUGAAAAAUGAAUAUUGAUUGUAAAAAUUAAUAUGAUAUAAAGAAAGUUAAUCAGAUUUCAACAUUAGUUAAGUAAAAAAAAAUGAAGAGUCAAGUCAUUGAAUUGAAGUUCAGAAUGCAACCAUUCCUUUAGUGGAUAAUAAUCUGUUCCUUAUGCUAACUUGGAUUAACACUUGCCCCGAAUUUGAAUAGAUGAUAUAAUUUUUAAUAAUUUCAUGUUGACAUUCCUAAUUUGGAAUUUAUGAUGUACAUAGGGCCAGUUUUUAAUUUGUUAAUGUUUUAACAUAAGGGAGCAGGUCCCACUUUGGUAUAUGCAAUUCCAAGGUUUUUAAAUGAGUGUAGAUAUAGCAUGGAAUUGUCCCAAUCAUAGAGAUUUCCAUCAAACUGUAUAUGUAAUAUAAAUAUUAUAUUAAAAUUGAUGAAAAGAAUUACUUAAAAACAA
Molecule: messenger RNA, 11015 nt
Organism: Mytilus californianus (California mussel)
Lineage: Eukaryota; Metazoa; Mollusca; Bivalvia; Mytilida; Mytilidae
Product: serine/threonine-protein phosphatase 6 regulatory subunit 3-like
Exons: 27
Coding region: 263-3121 (952 amino acids)
Cellular component (GO): nucleus; cytosol
Molecular function (GO): protein phosphatase binding; protein phosphatase regulator activity
Source: RefSeq, a predicted model, not a curated record